GUCCACCCCUGGACACAUGGGGCGGGGGAAGGUUUGGUCUUCCGACUCCCCGCGUGGGGCACCAGAGAAGGCCGGCGGGGGGCAAGCGCGAGCCGGACGUGCUGCUCUGCGAGGCACGUGAACUCCGCGAAGGCGGCUCCGCCUCGGCUCAGGAUCCCAGUUUCUUCACCAUGGGAAUGUGGUCGAUUGGUGCGGGGGCCCUGGGGGCUGCUGCCGUGGCACUUCUCCUGGCCAACACAGACGUAUUUCUGUCCAAGCCCCAGCAAGCAACCCUGGAGUAUCUGGAGGAAAUAGACCUGAAAACACUGGAGAAGGAACCAAGAACUUUCAAAGCAAAGGAGCUCUGGGAAAAGAAUGGAGCUGUGAUAAUGGCGGUGCGAAGGCCAGGCUGUUUUCUCUGCCGAGAGGAGGCUGCAGACCUGUCCUCCCUGAAGCCCAAGUUGGACGAGCUGGGUGUCCCCCUCUAUGCAGUGGUGAAGGAACAGAUCAAGACUGAAGUGAAGGACUUCCAGCCUUAUUUCAAAGGAGAAAUCUUCCUGGACGAAAAGAAAAGAUUCUACGGUCCCCAAAGGCGGAAGAUGAUGUUUAUGGGAUUUGUCCGCCUGGGUGUCUGGAACAACUUCUUCCGGGCCCGGAACGGAGGCUUUUCUGGAAACCUGGAAGGCGAAGGCUUCAUCCUCGGGGGAGUUUUUGUCAUGGGAUCAGGAAAGCAGGGCAUUCUUCUUGAGCACCGAGAAAAAGAAUUUGGAGAUAAGGUAAAACCAGUUUCUGUUCUGGAAGCUGCUAGGAAGAUCAAACCACAGACUUCAUCAGCCUCAGAGAAAAAAUGAUGGUGUGAAACGGCCCAGCUCAGGGAUAACUAGGGGCAGUCACCUCUGUUCAUAGAACCUUAUGUUUCCACUUAUGUCCCUGAAGAGUUAGAAACCCACUUAUGCCAUAUUCUCAGUAUAGAUCAUAAUGUAUUUUAAUAUUGUACUCUGUUUAGGCUCAAUAAGACAAAAUAGCCUCCAAACAAGACUGAUAAAAAAUCUAAAAAAUGAGUGAGGGUUAUUUCAGCUAAAAUCUGGAAAAAAUGAGGCUCAAAGUGGACCUCAUUACAAGCAUGUGGUGGUGUUUGCGUGCUCUUAUUUGAAAUGAGUUUUAUUUUCAUGUCUUUACAAAUCUAAAAAAGUUAAUGAUUGACUUGAAGAUUAAAGAUUACAAGGUUUUUGGCUUGCGUGUUUUCUAUUAAUGACUUGUUAUAGAAUGGUUAAAUAAUACUAAUAUUAAGGAACUGAUGUGCUCUGGAUGCCUUGAUAAAGGUAGAUUAUAAAAUGAAAUCAGUUUUUUCAUUGUCUUCCAUUCUAACCUCAGAGGUUUGUUUUUCUAGAAAAAAUGAUCAUCUCUGGCUCUAAUAAAAGUAUGCAUCAGAAA
Hipposideros armiger (great roundleaf bat) is the source of this 1413-nucleotide messenger RNA. RefSeq names its product peroxiredoxin like 2A (gene PRXL2A). Bases 171 to 830 code for a protein of 219 amino acids. The record is from RefSeq and is a predicted model, not a curated record. NCBI's taxonomy places the organism in Eukaryota, Metazoa, Chordata, Mammalia, Chiroptera, Hipposideridae. The transcript is spliced from 6 exons. Gene Ontology annotation, molecular function: antioxidant activity.